AUGCCUUCAACAAUUCAAGCCGAUGAGGGUAGCAUCGUUGUGGCCAUUGAUAAAGACAAGCACAGCCCCUCUGCUGUCAAAUGGGCGGUUGAUCAUCUCGUCAUAAGCAAUCCAACGCUUGUUUUGGUACAUGUUAGGAUGAAGAACUCACCAAAUCAGGUUGGUGGUAAUGGUGCUGGUCAAAAUUCAAAUCGUGGAUUAAGUGAUCAAGAUACUUAUAAGGUCUUUAUACCUUUCAGGGCUUACUCUGCACGUAAAGGGAUAGCAGUGAAAGAGGUUAUUAUUGAGGAUAUUUCAGUGUCUAAGGGACUUCUAGACUAUAUCAACAAUUAUCAUGCCACCAACAUCGUUCUUGGUGCAUCAUCAAGAAGUGCUUUUUCCAGGAAAUUUUGGACUCAUGAUGUGCCAACUAUCGUUAACAAGGCUGCACCAGAUUAUUGUACUGUAUACGUGAUUUCAAAAGGCAAGCAACAAUCCGUCAGACCAGCAGCUAAACCUCUUGCAAGUUCUUCAGCAAGGCUACCAUCUUCCCAACCAUGGUCAGCAGCUAGGCUAAGUAAUUACUCUGAACCAGAAGAUAUAUCCAGGUCAGCAUAUAUGAGGGCAGAGAAAAAUAGUUUUGGACCUGAGAUGAUGCCUAAAAGUGGAAUAUCUAAUGCAUCAAUGGACAGUCUUGAUUUUAAUACUAGAGAGCCAAAGAAUUCAUAUACCCGGAGUUGUCCGUCCGAUGAUACUGGUCUAUUUGGACCUCUUAGCCGUGGAUCAGUGGAUGCCACAACCCAAAAUCUUGACUUCACUCAAGUUUCAGUAAAUGACAAUUGUAGCUCCUCGUCUGCGUGGGAGUCUGAGAUGAGCCGAUUAAAACUAGAGCUAAGGCAAACCAUGGAUAUGUACAACUCAGCUUGCAAAGAAGCUGUCUCGGCAAACCAAACGGUACUAACUGCUAAAGAGCUUCAUCAAUGGAAAGUGGAAGAAGCUAGUAGGUUCAAACAAGCCCGUAUUUCUGAAGAGGCAGCUCUUGCUAUGGCUGAGAUGGAAAAAGCUAAGGGCAGAGCAGCCGUUGAAGCUGCUCAAAAAUCACAAAGGUUGGCUGAGAUAGAAGCGAAAAGAAGAAAGUAUGCGGAGUUGAAGGCCAAGCGAGAGACAGAAGAAAAGAAUCUAGCAUUAAAUGAUCUGUCUCGGAAUGAUAUCUGCUAUAGGAAAUAUACAAUAGAAGAGAUUGAGAUAACCACCAAAAGUUUCUCAAAUUCAGAGAAGAUAGGUGAAGGUGGAUAUGGCCCUGUUUACAAAGGGAGACUUGAUCAUACACCCGUUGCCAUUAAAGUUCUGAGAUCCGAUGCUGCACAAGGGAUGCAACAGUUCAAGCAAGAGGUUCAAGUCCUUGGUCUCAUGAGGCACCCAAAUAUGGUGCUACUCUUAGGUGCAUGUCCCGAGUACGGAUGUUUAGUUUAUGAAUUCAUGAAUAAUGGUAGCCUGGAAGAUCGCCUAUUCCGGAAAGGUAACACUCCUCCAAUCCCAUGGGAAAUACGGUUCAAAAUCGCUGCUGAGAUUGCUACAGGGCUUUUAUUCCUACACCAAGCAAAGCCAGAACCUCUUGUCCAUCGUGAUCUUAAGCCAGGAAACAUUCUUUUAGACAGCAAUUAUGCCUGCAAAAUUAGUGAUGUUGGCUUGGCUAGGUUAGUUCCACCAUCUGUUGCUGAUUGUGUUACACAAUAUCACAUGACUUCAGCUGCAGGAACUUUUUGUUACAUUGAUCCCGAAUAUCAACAAACAGGAAAGUUAGGGACUAAAUCGGAUAUAUAUUCACUUGGUGUAAUGUUGCUCCAAAUUAUAACUGCAAGGCCCCCGAUGGGUUUAACUCAUCACGUGGAGAGGGCCAUUGAGAACGGAACAUUUGCAGAUAUACUAGAUCCAACAGUGCCAAACUGGCCGUUGGAAGAGGCACUUAACUAUGCAAAAUUGUCACUCAAGUGUGCUGAGCUGCGGAAGAAAGAUCGACCUGAUCUUGGUUCGGUGAUAUUGCCAGAGCUUAAUAGGCUUAAAGAACUUGGAAUAAGUUGCAUGCCAAGUCCAGGUAACAGUCUUAACACUAUUUGAUUUUCUUGAAUGAUUUAAAGGAUCCAAACAUUGAUCGUCAACCAGGUUGCUGGACUGGUGCCUCAUCAUAAACAACAGUGGAUCAAGUACAAUUAUACAUUUCUUCUCCUUUUCUUGCAAAUCUUACUGCAGUGUAAUGAAAACAAUUUAUCAUAUUACCUUUGAAUGGUUGAUUAACUUGUUGAAAUGUGAUAUCAUACAAUUACACAUGUAAAUUCAAUGCGUAGGCGAUCGUUUGUAAUAUAUAACCCAACUAAGAGUUGGGGCCGAA
Solanum dulcamara is the source of this 2368-nucleotide messenger RNA. RefSeq names its product U-box domain-containing protein 35-like. The record is from RefSeq and is a predicted model, not a curated record. Bases 1 to 2097 code for a protein of 698 amino acids. The transcript has 8 exons. NCBI's taxonomy places the organism in Eukaryota, Viridiplantae, Streptophyta, Magnoliopsida, Solanales, Solanaceae. Gene Ontology annotation, molecular function: protein kinase activity; ATP binding. Gene Ontology annotation, biological process: protein phosphorylation.